Aspergillus neoniger CBS 115656 is the source of this 419-nucleotide messenger RNA. RefSeq lists its product as uncharacterized. The transcript has a single exon. NCBI's taxonomy places the organism in Eukaryota, Fungi, Ascomycota, Eurotiomycetes, Eurotiales, Aspergillaceae. The record is from RefSeq and is a predicted model, not a curated record. Bases 100 to 384 code for a protein of 94 amino acids.
AGAUAGAGGAUAUCUAUCAUCCCCAUAUUUAUUUUCUUUUUCUUUUUUUUUUUUUUAUUAGAGAGGAGUGCGUGGUGUAUAUUUGCGGUUCAUUUAUCUAUGGGUGGGGUUGGGUGUUGUAUCUCUUUUUGGAUUCGUCUCUUCAGUCUGCUUUACACCUCGGUUCACCUUCUAUCUAUCCACUACUCAUCUCUUCUUUACAGGCUGAUUUCUUUGCGUUGGGUGAACUGCAAUUAUUCUGAUUGGCGAGCACAUACACAUUAUAUUAUUUACUAUUACUGUAGGUACAGGUACUUACUCCAUUUCGUUCUAAUUAGUUCCACUUUGAUUGGACACUACUACCAACACCACUACUGUCUAUUAAUCUAUCUAGUAUCUACUUAAAUUAACUAAUCUAUUCUUCCUUUCGGGCUUAACGG